Messenger RNA from Mesocestoides corti, 1701 nucleotides. The record is from the annotation of a GenBank genome assembly. Lineage: Eukaryota; Metazoa; Platyhelminthes; Cestoda; Cyclophyllidea; Mesocestoididae.
AUGGAAGAACGUAGCCAGAAAAUUACUGUUAUUACGGAAAUGAUUAAACAACGUCAUAUAAAUGAAAACCGCAUUGUUAAUGGUGAAUGUGAGAAGAAGUAUGAAGAAUUAAAUCAGGGCACUGGAAAGCAAAGUUCUGAAGAACAACUCCGAGCUCUCGUUGCAUUGCCGAUUCCAAUUCAUCCAUCGGUUACGGAUAUUUUAUCAUAUUUUCCAAUUGCCCUAGACAAGCUGCUCAGUCUUGUAAAAAAUUUUGGUGCAAUUGGAUUGACUAGUGUGGAUUCAGACCAGACGACUAUCGUGGACUCAGCGGCAGCAGAAAACUCCAAUGUUAUGCGGUGUUUCGUAAAUGAAGUCUACUUCCAGGAGGUGCGUGCAGUUGACAGUCAAGGAAGAGAUGUAAAAACCGUCAAUCCGAAAGAAUUUUCAGUAAGUCUGACCCAUAGAUCUUUGCAAAUGAAUGAGGUCACCGUCAUUGUCGAUGAGAAAAAAACAGUCCCACCUUCGACUCCAGAAAAUUCUGUGCUAAUCCGACUGAAGUUGGCGAAUCCUGGAUUUUAUGAGCUAAAUGUGAAGGUUCUAGGUGAACAUAUUCGCAACUCCCCUUAUCGAAUACACUGCUUACAAAAACCUGGUCCUGUCGCCAAUGAAUGGAGGCAAACGUUUAACGAAUUAAGUGAACAUGUUGAAAUGCGAAUUGGCGCUCUGCAAUACGUCAAACAAAGUCGUUCUGAAAUAUGCCUGCCUAGAGUGGAGCCUCCUCCUACAGCACUGGCUGAUAAAAUGGCAUGGAAUAAAAACGGAAUGAUAUUCACUGUUGGCGCCCGUGGCAGAGGGCUGUCUGAAUUUUCCUUUCCACAAGGCGCAAUGUUUACUCGAGAUUCUAAGAUGGUAGUUGUUGACAGCAACAACGCCAAUGUCCAGGUUUUCAAUUGUCGCGGUGCUUUGCUCCUGCGUUUUGGCCAAUUCGGCUCAGAGGCGGGUCAAAUGAUCCGGCCUAGCUCAGCAGCGGAGACCAUUAACUCCAACUACUUAAUCAGCGAUUAUGACCUCCACUGCAUCCACGUCUUCCAGCCGUCAGGCAAGUACAUGUCGCGUUUUGGUCAACGCAACCUCGCCGGACCCAAUGAUGUUGCGGUUGAUAGUAAGGGUAAGAUCUUCGUCGUUGAUCUUAAAGCCUGCACCGUUUGCUACUUCAAACCAACUGGUCGUUUUCUGGGUCAAUUCGGGGCACGUGGUGCCGCCGACAAUCAAUUCUUGACCCCAACCGGCAUCGCCAUCGACUCGACGGACCGCAUCUACGUAGUCGACUCGAGCGUGCACGCGGUGAAGGUGUUCGAGAACGAUGGUGAAUUUCUCUUCAAGUUCGGUGUCAACGGCUGCGAGGCGGGUUGCCUACAUCUGCCAACACGUCUUGCCUUCGAUGCCAACGACCUACUCUUCAUCAGUGAUACCGGAAAUAAUCGAGUGCAGGUGUUUGACAAGGAGGGCCAAUACCUGUGGAUGCUGACGACGCCGUUGGAUGCCCUAAGCGAACCCCAGGGUCUCGCGAUCCUGUCCAGUGAGAAGCUCAUCGUCGUGGUCGACGCAGGGAACUACCGAGUUAAGGCCUUCAGCCUGCGGCAUCGUGCUGUGGAGGGCAAUCCCGCUUUCAGAAGCACCAAAGAGAAUGGAGACAGCAUCGCAGGAGAAUACGAGUAA